ACGGGGGAGUGUGCGCGUGGUCUCCAGUCAUAUUGCAGAUAUCCACGAGGACACACGCACCGAUCGUUGUUGGACGUAAACAAAACAUUAAAUAGAGUGAACUUAAAUUGGUCGGAAAAUAAUAAAUUCCUUCUUGUGCUAUUUGUUAUUUUAAAUAAUCUCUAUCUCUUGGUAAAGUCCAAAAUGCCCGCUGAAACGGAAGGUCUCACUAAAGUUGUGUUGCACGAUGUCACGCCUGAAGUAUCGCAGCACAUGUUGUCGGAUGUUUCACAACUGCCAGGCGUACAAUUGGGUGAUUUUCUCCUCCAGUUCGAGUUGGACGAACCUAAAGAAUCGGUUCGAGAAAUUGCGAGGAACGAAUUACGUGAAACCCCUGAAAUUAUCAAGCCCGCUGUUGAAGAAUUACGGAGACUGUUGGAAGAGGAUAAGGAACUUUACGUACCCUGCGACAGAGAUGCAUGGCUCAUCAGAUUUCUCAGACCCUGCAAAUUUUAUCCUGAAAGCGCUUACGACUUGAUCAAACGCUACUAUAACUUCAAAGUGAAGCAUCACAAACAUUACGAAGGUCUGACGCCAAGUAAGGAACAGAACGUCUUCAACCAGAAUGUACUCAAGGUUCUCCCUACGAGAGACCAGCUCGGACGACGCGUACUCGUCUUGGAAUUAGGCAAUUCUAAUCAUACAGCAAUCAGGAAAUUAUUAAGUCUCAUUUUGAAAGGAAUGUGGGAAUUUAUCAUAUCUAUCGCUGUCAUGCAGAUUAUAAAAUUAUUAGAAAAAUGGAAUCACAACCAAUGUAACUUAGAUGAGGUAUUCAAAGGCUGCGUGCUUUUCUUGGAAGCUGCUAUGUUGGAGCCGGAAACUCAGAUAUGCGGCGCUGUCGUCAUAUUCGAUAUGGACGGCCUUUGUCUUCAGCAAGCGUGGCAGUUCACACCGCAGUUCGCUAAGAGGAUCGUUGAUUGGCUGCAGGAAUGUAUACCUCUCCGUAUCAAGGGUCUGUACAUAAUAAAUCAGCCAUAUAUCUUCAACAUGGUGUUCCAACUGUUCAAGCCACUUCUCAAAGAGAAGCUACGAUCAAGGAUAGUAUUCAUGGGAAGUGAUAGAGAGCUUCUGUACAAAUACAUUAGUCCUAAGAACCUGCCAGACAAGUAUGGAGGAAGCCUUUCUAUACCAGACGUGAGCGGCUCACAGUGGCUUGAAUUAUUGAUGCACUGUGAUAAGGAAUUCCAUGCUAUCAACUCGUACGGCUACAAGAAGAAUUAACAGCAAGUAG
Colias croceus (clouded yellow) is the source of this 1270-nucleotide messenger RNA. Its product is annotated as alpha-tocopherol transfer protein. Gene Ontology annotation, cellular component: membrane. The record is from RefSeq and is a predicted model, not a curated record. The transcript has 8 exons. Gene Ontology annotation, molecular function: phosphatidylinositol bisphosphate binding. Lineage: Eukaryota; Metazoa; Arthropoda; Insecta; Lepidoptera; Pieridae. Bases 184 to 1260 code for a protein of 358 amino acids.